Messenger RNA from Colletotrichum truncatum, 867 nucleotides. Its product is annotated as npp1 domain protein. NCBI's taxonomy places the organism in Eukaryota, Fungi, Ascomycota, Sordariomycetes, Glomerellales, Glomerellaceae. The record is from RefSeq and is a predicted model, not a curated record.
AUGCUAUUCAAGAACGUUCGCCUUUUACUAGGUUUUCUCUUAUGGGAAGGCAUAGCUUCAUCUCUAUUACCGCGAGGGGGCGACGACUCCGGCGGACACGAAUGGAUUGACCACGACAAAGUCGUCGCAUUCUCACAAAAUGCAUCUCCCGGGUUGGAAGGGCAGCUAGAGCUUCGAUUUAACCCCAAUCUUUUCGUUGAUGGAGGCUGUGAUCCAUACCCAGCUGUUGAUGCAAAUGGAAAUCUCGGUGCUGGCCUGAAGCCAACCAAUGGUGGAAGAAGCGGCUGUGAUGGUGGCGGCACUGGCCAGGUUUACGCCCGACGAGGGGACAGCCAAGGUCGUACCGCCAUUAUGUACAGUUACUACUUCCCUAAAGUUCGCUGGGCUGGGGGAGACUCCGGAGGCCACCGUCAUUAUUGGGCUAGCAUCGUGGUUUGGAUCCACCGCUGGGGGUGCAAGGUUGAGGAUGCGACAGCAACCUGGCCUGUUGGCAUCUCGUUUACCUCCGACCACUUGCAAUGGAGUACAGCGAACGCUGGAGAGAUAUCUUUCACGUCAUCGACAGUUGGAGUCGAUAUGCCCACACACCCUAGGAUGCAAAUCCACGAUAACGCCAUUACGCCCUUUGUGAAUGGUAACGCUAACCAGGUUUUUGAGCGAACCCUUGUCGGGUGGCAAUCCCUCCCGAACAAAGCCCAGCAGGCACUGAAUGACGUCAAAUAUGAAAAAACCGAGACGCCUGUUGCAGACGAUAACUUUCAGACCCUCCUAGAUGCUGCGUAUAGAGAGAGCUUCUACGGUGGAUUGUUGGAAGAAGCGGAUUGUGAUGCUGGCUACGAUGGGAAUGACACAAGGCCUUUGGUCUAA